Molecule: messenger RNA, 1545 nt
Organism: Malassezia restricta
Lineage: Eukaryota; Fungi; Basidiomycota; Malasseziomycetes; Malasseziales; Malasseziaceae
Product: alpha-1,3-glucosyltransferase
Exons: 1
Coding region: 1-1545 (514 amino acids)
Biological process (GO): protein N-linked glycosylation
Cellular component (GO): endoplasmic reticulum membrane
Molecular function (GO): dolichyl pyrophosphate Glc1Man9GlcNAc2 alpha-1,3-glucosyltransferase activity
Source: RefSeq, a predicted model, not a curated record
AUGGAACGAGCCGCGGCUGUGCUGCUGGGCACGGCGAUCAAGGUGCUGCUAUGGCCUGCCUACCGCUCGACUGACAUGGAGGUGCAUCGGAACUGGCUCGCGAUCACCUAUAGCCUGCCGCUGCGGGCAUGGUACGUCGACGCGACCUCGCCAUGGACCCUCGACUACCCACCGUUCUUUGCGUAUUUGUCGUGGCUCCUUGCACAGCCGGCGGCAUGGAUCGAUGCGCGUAUCGUGGACGUGCAGCGUGGUCUGAACUACGAUGCGUGGUCGUGCGUCGCGUACAUGCGAGCCACAGUGCUGUGCACGGAGGGCGUGCUGGUCUACGCCCUGUAUCUGCUGUCGCGAUGCACGAUGGGCGACGAGACGCAAAACGUAUUGCUCCUCAGCAUUCUGCUGCAUCCAGGUCUGCUCAUGGUCGACCACAUUCACUUCCAGUACAACGGUUUCCUAUUCGGCGUGCUCUUCCUAUCGCUGUGGGCCGCACGGACGCAUCGCCCCCUUCUCUGUGCCGCCCUGUUUGCCUCGCUGCUCCAGCUCAAGCACAUUUACAUAUACGUCGCGCCGGCGUACUUUGUGUACCUGCUGCGUGCGUACAUGCUCCCGAGCCUGCCGACGUCCGCGUCGGCGGUGAGCGCGGCGAUCGAUCGCACCAUCAAGCUUGGCGCUGCGACGCUCGUGCCCUUCCUGCUGAGCAUCCUGCCGUUCGUGCUCGAUGCCAUGCGCGACGUUUCGUACGAAACAAAUGUCCUGUAUGCCAUGUACACGCGCCUCUUUCCUUUCCACCGCGGCCUCAUGCACGCGUACUGGGCACCCAAUGUGUGGGCGCUGUACGCAGCCGCCGACCGCGUGCUGCUUCGACUCCAGCACCAGACUCUGGCUUCCACGUCGCGUGGCUUGGUCGGCGAUACGGUGAUGGGUGCUUUGCCGAACGUGCCGCCCUCGACGUGCUUUGCGUUGGCCCUCUCCUUGGCCCUCGUGUACGUUGUGCCGCUGUGGCGAAAGCCAUCGUAUACUCGCCUGGUCGUGUGCGUGACACUGUGCGGCAUGGCCUCGUUCGGCGUAGGAUGGCACGUACAUGAAAAAGCCAUCCUGCUGGCCGCGUUGCCCCUGGGCCUGGUGGCGCACCGCCGCUACGUCGACUGGCGCACCUUCCAGAUCCUGAGUGCGGUGUCGAUCGUGAGUCUCUUCCCGCUGCUGUACACACACCAAGAGACGCCGAUCAAACUCAUCUACUCGCUCCUCUGGUACGUCAUCGUGCAUCGCUCCGUGUCGCGCCGCGUCCUGCGUCCGAUGCCAUCCAACGUGAGCAUUUUAUUGCAUGCCCUCGAGACGAUCUACCUCUACGGUCUCGGCGUCCUGGCCGUGUGCACCAACGUGGCAUGGCCCCUGCUGAUGCACUUCGCCCCCACAGCAUCCCGGAUACCCUUUGCUCACAUGGAGUUCCUGCCCCUCUUGCUCACGAGCGUCUACUGCGCCAUCGGAUUCGUGCAUUGCUGGCUUCGACUCUCGGUGUCGUACCUCCUUGACUCACCAGCCAUGUAA